ACAGCAGCAGGAAGUAAAAAUGCAGCGUUGAUCGAAUUCAUACGGAACAUUUGAAUUUAACAACUGCACGAUAGGAUGUGAAUAUUAAUAUUGAAGUCACAUUGUAGUCUGUGAAUAGAGGACAGAAGUGCAGCCGGACAAAUGAGUGUGCGUGCUUUGUGGAUCAUUUCUCACGAGAAGGGAGAAAAUGUGUCAAUACGCUUUACAAGGAGGUUUGCUACUGUGGAGCACCGUGCAAAGAGCCUGGCAGGUUCCUCAUAUGUGGCAGUCCCAGAAGACUACAGUGUGCUGCAGCUCCUGCUCACUGAGAUGGGACUUUCAGACUCGGACAAGUACUAUGUAGCUCUCAGAGAUGAUUGCCUUCAUCGUCAGCGAUCACCAGCCCUGGAGCUGCGUGUGGACGGUCCUGGAAAGGGAAUACUGUGGCCAGUGUUGGCCAUCUCACACGGGCCUCUGACCCUAGCUUGCCUGCCUAUAGUGGAUGCCCCCGCUGAGCCACGGCCACCCCUUGCCAGCCUGCUGUCUGUCUCCCAGGGCCUAACACUCUUGGCAGGUCUGCAAACUUUUCUUCUUGGCUCUGGGGGAAAGCCUGAUAACGAGGGUCUGGCCUCUCGCCUGGCCAUUCUGCCAUCUGUACUCUUACAGGUUUGUCCACUUGGCACACCCCUGGAUGUGCCACUUUUGGGGGCACCUGCUACAUCCACAGUGCCUACUCCUGCUGGGAGCCAGAAGCAGCCAGCCUGGAAGACGGGGCUCCACCGCGGUCGAGCUGUGGUGAACGUAGCACUGAAAGAAACAGUGCGCUCCAUGCAGUAUGGUGACCGGAGCAGACAGGACCUGUGGGAUGUUUAUGGCACUGUGACAUGCAAAUGUGAAGUGGAAGGCAUGCUCCCAAAUGUGACAGUGACCCUCACAUUGCCACCAAAUGGUUCUCCACUACAGGACAUCCUGGUCCAUCCUUGUGUCACCUCACUGGAUGCUUCUAUCCUCACUGACAGCAGUGUGGAUAACUGUGACGGCUCAGCUUUCUCUGGACCAUACAAGUUCCCCUUCUCUCCUCCUCUGGAGCCAUUCAGACUAUGCAGCUAUACAUCUCAGGUCCCUGUUCCUCCUAUCCUCGGUUCGUAUCAACUGAGGGAGGAAGAGAACCAGCUACAUGUGUCAGUGACCCUCAAACUUCACGAGAGUGUGAAGAACAGCUUUGAGUACUGUGAGGCACACCUGCCAUUCUUUAACAGGGAUCAGAUGGGUGUUGUGGAUGUGAAGGUGAGCUCUGGACAAAUGGACGUUUCAAAGGAGAAGAACCUCCUGGUCUGGGGCCUGGGACAAAAGUUCCCUAAAUCUCGUGAGGUCACAAUGGAGGGCAAGAUCAGCUUUUCUGGGCCGACGCCAGGACCCACUGACCCCAUUUGCACAGAACUUAUAGCCUAUAUCAAAUUGUAUUUCAAAGUGCCUGACAUGACGCUCUCUGGAUGCUGUGUUGACCAGCAUUCAGUGCAGGUUUAUUCCUCUGCCAAACCACGGAUUAUAACAUCCCGAGAACUUCAAUCCAAAGAGUACUUCAUAUGGAAUUCAACUGGAACUGCUCCGGUGUCCUCUGGGCCGAUGAUGCUGUAGCACGGAUACAUUAAGAGCAGCUCAGUGCUCGGGUCACUGUAACGUAACAAGACUGAAAACUGUUGAGCAAAUACUGUACAGUGAUCCAGACUAGAUAUGUGACCCCAUAAAACAUGUUACUAUCCUGUUGUUACUGCAGAGCUCACAAAUGAUAGAACAUUUAGAUAGCAUUACAAAUAAUUAAUUGAUAUAAUCAUGUCAUCAUUUUGCUUUCAUUCAGUACAGCUCACAAUGUGCAAACUUUCACUGACAGAAGUAUUGAUUUUGUUGAUGGGUGGAUACUUAAAAAACAACAACAACAACAACCUGUUCUUGUAGUCCAACUUCUUUUAUUCCCCAACCUUCACCCUCCCUCAAAUUUAUCCCACUGCAGACACAAGAGCCACCCCUCGCUCCGACAGUCCCACUUCAGUGACUCUCUAUCAGCCGGAUAAUUAGCAGCUGGGGCCUUGUCAUCAGCUGUUGUGGGCCUGGAAGAGAGGGGCGGCUGGGCUGUGAAAGGCCAGGCUGCUCUGGCCAGUGCCUUGGCUACAAAAGACUCCUCUUUUAGAGCUGGCAGGAGUCCUUGCCCCCUUCACCAAUCACUCCCCCACCCCUUUUGAACCCAUCCCCGCCCUGUCAACUAGUGGCUAGUUCAAACACUCAACCUCUCCAGCCAGACUGUGAUUGAGCGCUGACCCUCUGGCCCUCUGAGACUUAAAAAGCAGCCGGCCCCAUUCAGAGAGAAGGACCUGCCUAAUUGGUGAAAAAGUCACAAGAAUGGAAAUGAUUGGGUCGCCACCAGGUUGCAUAAGUGCUUUAAAUUAAUUAAUGUAGAACUUUUAGUAUGUUAUUUUCAUUGAUAUUGUAAUAACACAGGUGUCAGUGCAGUAUUAUAAUCAAUAUUCAAUUCAUUUACAAGUAUAGUAUUUAACGAGGGGCAUGUCGUUCCACAUGUUUCUCACUGUUUUUUUUUUACCUGAACUAUGAUGGGUUUCAUACUAACUCGGUUACAUUUCUACUGUGAAAGCUCCACCUCAGUGUAUUAAGGUAAAUGAAUAACCAGCCGAUGAAGGGUUAAAUCAAAGAAGAUUGUGCCCCACUACUCCACAGCAGCCAGACUCCUCUGAGUGCCCUCAUUGUGUGCUGUUGGCCUCUUGUGCCCCUUGCUGGUCCAAAUGCUACAUUCUCACGUGGAUUUCCACUCAGAAGGCUGACCAUGACCAAUCCUCUGUCAAUUGGAACCAAUUGCUCACACGGCAUCCUUCACCUUCUUUUUAUGUAGCGGUACGGAGUGGCAGACACCGAGACCUCUCGGCUCUCCCCCUGCACGAUGAUUUGGCUUUAAGGCCCAGUGUGUAUGGCUAGCGAACUGGAAAAGGAGACGUUUUUUUUUUUUUUUUUGAAGAGUUGGGCCACUCUAAAUCUCUUCAGUUUCCCAAUAUGUGGUCGGUCUGGCUCCUCAAGUCUGCAGUCAGUGGCCUCUCACUGGCUGACUUUGCUUUGUUGAUUGAAUGGCUUGCUAAGUAGAUGGACUCGUUUUAAUGUGUUGUUCUGCUCCGUGCCUUCAGCUCAUACCUUUGGGUCUUUAGUUCUACGCAGUUUUUCAGAAUCAUUCAUUAUUUAUUCAUUUCAUCAUUUUUUACUCUUGUAUACACACAUACAAAAAAGGGAUUAACACUUUUGUACAAUAAUAACACAGGCCAAAAUACAUUUGUGAAAGUAAAGUAGCACUGUGGAUUGUCAGAAAUAAUGUUAAUAUAUCACAGUGUUGCAUAGCCUUACAUGCUCAAAAUGAACUUUCAUACCAAAACAUUAACUACACUAUUAUAAACACUGCAACUGUUAUCCACCUGACUGUGGGACUGUACUUCUGUGUCCCUUAACCCAAUAAUGACACCCAGUGGUAGAGUACAAUAAAGUCCAUGUUCGACCUUUGAUUUCUUUAAUACACUUUAAUACUUAUUUCAUCUAUUGAAAUCAUUUUACUCAACCACUGCCAGAUAGUCUUUGCUUGUUUAAUUCCCCCCACGCCCCCUCUGUGCGAUGAGAUCCCAGCAAUGUUCAUCUAAGGCACCGUGCCUGAGGACCAGGCUUUUGUUGGCCACUGUGGCCCCCAGGUGUUUGAUUGGAGUCCAGUUCUUCUCGGCCUCUCUAAACCCGCUAAGAGCCGGCCUCAAGGGGACCGCUUGAAGAACGACGGUGCAAUUAGCUGUUUCCUGUUUUCAGACUAAUUAUUCUUCAAGAGCCACAGGUCUUCUCAAAUAGUGGGAUAUCGUUAUACUGAGGGAUUCUUUAGUGCUAAUUUCUAUAGCAGAUGCCCAAUAAUAGGGCAGAAGCUUCAAAGCUGGCUGAGCUGAAUCUCAACUCUUUGAACUAAAUAUAAAAUCUAUUUUUGGAUGUUUGCUAUCAAUAUUGUAGUAAGGCUGCAUGAGCUUCAGACUCACUGCCUCGACAGCAAGUGUUCUCACUGCUUUCACCCAUAGAGGGCAUCAUUCACUCAGACAUGUAGGAAGUAUCCGGAGCACAUCAAGAGGUUUAUUCAUAUUGCAAGUUGGUUGACUAAGUGUUCUUAGUCCAGCUCAUUGUCUCAGAUCCCUUAUGCACCUUUUAUCCAUGCUGUCUGACACUUUCUGGCAGACUCCAGCCACAUCCAUCUGUGUGUUACCCGUCUUCUGUUCUCACUACUUCCCUUUCAGUUCUCCUUGAUAAGUCUUUUGUUUACAGACUGUCUUUCCUCUCUGUUUCUGGGACCAAGAGCUCGCUCUGUCUGGAUCCCGUCUUUUCCACGGCACAGGAGCUGUGUCUUUGGCUGGUUAAGGUGUCUUUCUUCAAAGAGUUGAGGCAGAGAUUUUGGGUCCCGAAGACAGCUGGGGUCCAGACUUUCUCCUGUGGUCUCAUCCCAGAAGAUAUCCCUCUCUGUGGGCCUUCUCACAAGUUUCAGCCUCUGGAUGCCUUCUGUAUUUGUGUGGUGCAGGGUAAGGGAUAAAAGUCAGCGGAGGCUAUAUCCUUGCCGAAGCCAGCUACUGAUCACCUGACCAACGAUGAGCUGGCAGCGACUAUUCAUUUGACCAAGGUGGUAACUCAUGUGUCCCACCUAGUAUCAAGCUUGCUUGUUAGAUUAACAAUUCAUAGUCUUACCUUUAACUGAGUAGACAACCUUAUGUCUUCUCUGCUCUCUGGCACGUCGGAGGUGAACUCGCGGAUGCCGAUUAGCCUGUUGAGUGAGAGCUGUUUGGGCCUCCGGGAAUCCUCCCUAGAAAGACCACAGUCAAGACACCAGUGGUGGAAAGUCCAUUUGGUACAAUUCUUAGGUAACACUGCUUGUACUUCACUUGAGUGUUUCCAUAUUAUGCUACUUUUUACUUCUACUUCACUACAUUUCAGAGGGAAAUAU
Molecule: messenger RNA, 4993 nt
Organism: Anarrhichthys ocellatus (wolf-eel)
Lineage: Eukaryota; Metazoa; Chordata; Actinopteri; Perciformes; Anarhichadidae
Gene: ap5m1
Product: adaptor related protein complex 5 subunit mu 1
Exons: 8
Coding region: 142-1617 (491 amino acids)
Biological process (GO): endosomal transport
Cellular component (GO): cytosol; AP-type membrane coat adaptor complex; lysosome
Source: RefSeq, a predicted model, not a curated record